Messenger RNA from Ixodes scapularis (black-legged tick), 737 nucleotides. RefSeq names its product steroid receptor RNA activator 1. Gene Ontology annotation, biological process: regulation of transcription by RNA polymerase II. Bases 5 to 688 code for a protein of 227 amino acids. The record is from RefSeq and is a predicted model, not a curated record. Gene Ontology annotation, cellular component: nucleus. The transcript is spliced from 6 exons. NCBI's taxonomy places the organism in Eukaryota, Metazoa, Arthropoda, Arachnida, Ixodida, Ixodidae.
GGUAAUGUUUUCGUUUUGCGUUAGACAGCUGUUAUUCUUUUUCUCUGUUGUAAAAGCAGGGAACGACGAGAAGGCGUGGAACGACCCGCCGGUGUUCGCGUACACGGAGGUGCAAGGCACCCCCGCGGCUGCACCGAAGAAGCGGACGCCACUGAACAAACGAGUGCCCUUCCCGCAGGAAGGCCUGCCGCCGACCACGCCUGCCGCCACCCUAGGUUCAGCACCUAUCGGAAUACCACCAUUGAACCCCUGUGCAUUGGAGGCAAGGGAUGUGUCCUCUGGAGCGGGGACUUCACAGCCAUCUCCCAGCGAACAGCCGCCCAACACUGGCUCCGCCUCCGAUGAACUGAAGAAGGAAACAUUCGAGAACCUUGAGAUAAUAAUGUCCAAGUUUUUUGAUGGCAUAGAGAAGCGUAGACAGGAGGAUGUAAAAAAGCGUCUCGACCUGCUCAGGCAGGCUUGGGAGCAGGGAAGUCUCAGUACCCCCGUCCAACACAAGAUGCGGGAGUUGACAUCAGAAUUGUGCAGCGGAAACUGCGAGAAAGCAAACACACUUCACGUUUCUCUUAUGGUCGAUUACGUCAGUGAGGUGAGCCAGUGGAUGGUUGGCAUCAAACAGCUCAUUGUUGCUGCCCAGCUAACACCAGGGGAAUUGUCACCAGCCGGUGUUGACACCGAAGCCUCCUGACACCGAAACUUCCAGCACACAUAAAAGAAUGCCACCGGUUACGUCAAUA